Myxocyprinus asiaticus (Chinese sucker) is the source of this 5956-nucleotide messenger RNA. Its product is annotated as serine/threonine-protein kinase SIK2-like. The transcript has 15 exons. Gene Ontology annotation, molecular function: protein serine/threonine kinase activity; tau-protein kinase activity; ATP binding. The coding region runs from base 193 to 2763 and encodes 856 amino acids. Lineage: Eukaryota; Metazoa; Chordata; Actinopteri; Cypriniformes; Catostomidae. The record is from RefSeq and is a predicted model, not a curated record. Gene Ontology annotation, cellular component: cytoplasm. Gene Ontology annotation, biological process: microtubule cytoskeleton organization; protein phosphorylation; intracellular signal transduction.
AUGUAGAGCCCUCAUCUGGGAACGGAGAAAUGUGCACGAGCCCUUGGCACACAUAUGCCCCUUUUGCAAUUUAUCGUUGGCGUUAGAAACAUAUUCACACCCCGACACUUGAAUUGCUUUGUAACAGAGCAGGUGAAGGUACCCAAAUCAUUCACACACCCUUUAUUUAUUCCGUAGUUGCAGUAGCAAACUAUGGUCAUGGCCGCCCAAGACCAAAAGCCGUCGCAGCGGGCUCCGGUUCGCGUCGGAUUUUAUGAUAUUGAGCGCACGUUGGGAAAAGGCAAUUUUGCAGUUGUCAAGCUCGCGAGACAUCGUAUCACGAAAUCAGAGGUGGCCAUUAAGAUCAUAGACAAGACUCAGCUAGAUGCUGUGAACUUGGAGAAGAUCUAUAGAGAAGUGGAAAUCAUGAAGCUGCUGGACCAUCCUCACAUCAUCAAGCUUUACCAGGUCAUGGAGACCAAAAACAUGCUCUAUCUGGUCACAGAGUAUGCCAGAAAUGGAGAGAUAUUUGACUACCUGGCCAGCCGCGGGCGGCUCAGUGAGAUGGACGCGAGGAGGAAGUUCUGGCAGAUCCUUUCAGCAGUGGAGUACUGCCACGAGCGCAGCAUUGUUCACAGGGACCUGAAGGCUGAGAACUUGUUACUGGAUGCACACAUGAAUAUUAAGAUAGCAGAUUUUGGCUUUGGAAACUUCUUCCGUCCCGGGGAGCCCCUGACCACUUGGUGUGGCAGCCCCCCAUACGCAGCUCCAGAGGUGUUUGAGGGGCAGCAGUAUGAGGGUCCACAACUAGACAUCUGGAGCAUGGGGGUGGUUUUGUACGUGUUUGUGUGUGGCACUCUUCCAUUUGACGGCCCCAGCCUUCCUGUACUCAGACAGAGGGUCUUGGAAGGCCGUUUCCGCAUCCCCUACUUCAUGAGUGAAGACUGUGAGCACUUGAUCAGGAAGAUGUUGGUUCUAGACCCAGCCAGGCGUUUGUCCCUGAGUCAGAUCAAAGAGCAUCGCUGGAUGAUGCAGGAGGUCCCGUCCCAGCGGCCGGUGCUCUACAGACAGGGGCUGCCCAGCGAGAGUAAAGCAGGCUUGGUUGAGCACAGUGAACAAGUACUAAGACUGAUGCACACCCUCGGCAUCGACCAGCAGAAGACCAUUGAGUCUCUCCAGAACAAUAGCUAUAACCACUUCGCUGCUAUCUACUACCUGCUCGUGGAGCGGUUGAAAGCGCAUCGCAGCAGUUUCCCUGUGGAACAACGUUUGCACGCCAGCCAGCGCCGCCCUAGCACCGUCGCAGAGCAGACUGUUGUCAAGACCAGUGCAGUUCCCUCCCAAGUGGGCCCCACUCCCCAGGCAGCAUGCCACCUGUGUUCUCCUGUUCUGCUGCAGUCCAAUACAGAUACAUUCACUUUCCCACAAACCCCUGUUUCCCCAGACCAGACACUCAUGGAGGAAGAUGUGGGCACUCCAAAGGUAGAUGGCUGCUUGCUGGACCCACUCCCUCCAGUCAUUGUCCGAAAAGUCAGUGGCUCGCUGCCUAGCAACGUUGUGGAGACAUCCAUCGACGAGGGUAUUGAGACAGAGGAGGAGCAUGCUGUGCCCCUCGCCGCCUUUCAUACCGCUCACUAUAGUCAGCGCCGGCAUACACUGUCUGAGGUCACCAACCAGCCUGCUGUGCUGCCCAUCACAGGUCUCAACCCAUCUCUUUGCAGUAUGGACUCAGAGUACAGCAUGGGUUCUACUCAGAGUGACUUCAGCAUUCCUGAGGAGAAUCCAGCUCUUAAAGAUGUAUUAAAAACUACACGUGCCAGCACCCAAGCACCAGUCUUCCUCGGCAUGAAGCCCCCGAAUCCCACCCUGCAGCCACUCAACCCAGAGGGACGGGAUGCUCAUAAUCACUCACUAGUCAGUUUCAGAGAGGGACGGCGGGCUUCAGACACAUCGCUUACACAAGGUUUAGUAGCAUUCAGGCAGCACCUCCAGAACCUGGCCAGGACAAAGGGCUUCCUGGAGCUGAACAAAGCCCAAAUAGUGUUAGAAAAUGUUGGAGGAGACGCCAACCCCGCCAUCAACCCCCAGGAGCUGCUAGAGCCUCAGCAUCCACUCACACACCAGGGAGAUGGUCACCAGUGUCCGAGUGGAAAAGAUAUGACAGCAUUCACUGGUAAAAUGCACCCUUAUCUGCUGUCCAGGAGACAGAGUUUGGAGACACAGUACCUCGCUCAGCGACUACAGAGGGCCAGUCAGUUGGCGAGUGGUCCUGGAAGUGGUCAGAUGUUUUUUAAAGAGGCUGCACCACGCACUUUGGAGCAACAACUACAGGAGCACAGACUACAGCAGAAACGGCUCUAUCUUCAGAAGCAGUCUCAGGUACAAGCCUACUUCCAUCAGAUGCAGCUGGCAGAAGAUGCUUUCCCCAACUCUCAGGACUGCCGAGACCCCCAGCACAUCAGUAGCCCCCUCUCCAGCCCUCCCUUCAAACAGACCCAAACCCUAACCCCUUUCCUGGAGCCCAGCACCUCACCUCUACCGUGCAGUCCCAAGCCAGCCCGCUAUCCAGACUGGCCUCCACCACUUGCACCCUCAGACAGCCACACAAACUACACGCCAUCCCUCCCUACAGAGCCUCUCUACGCAUGGAGUCCCGCCCAGCCACCUCUCCCACCGGGCAAAGCCGAGAGCCCUUCAGCCCAGCCCGCACCCGAGGCCCCUUUCCUGGACUGUGAGAUGAUGGAGACUGCAGAGGCCCCACAAGGCUGUGUACUUGUAAACUAAAUGUGCACUGCAGGUGAAAUGGCCCACUCUGAGGCUGGCUAUCAGGCAUGAUUCAUUUGAAGGAAAUUGGGGGAGUGGGAAUGCCCUCAGGGAUGAACAAGAUUGUAUGGUUUAUGUCACCGUAUAAACCUACAGACCGUACCAUCUCAUUUACUUGAUCCUGUGAUAGAACCAGCCUGAUGUCAUGAAAAUUACAUGACUGUGGCAAAAUUUUUGCAAAAUGAAAUAAGGUGGUUUCUUGCACAUAUCGCAGCAGUUCUGAGGUGAAAUGUGCACUGUGUGGUGCUAAAAGAGGGACAUUUUCUCCCAAAUAUAUAAGGAUUUUAAGGUUAAUGCUUUAUCGAGUUUUGAAUAAACAAAACCUACCUCCCUACCUUAAACCUAACCGAUAGUGUCAUAAAAAUCAAAUGUUAGAUGAAUGACCGAUUACAUUUUUAAGGAUAAUGAGUGUUAAAUCAACAGAACCUACAAUCCUACUAUAAACCUUAAACCAAAACCUAAACAGUAGUGUCAUAAAACGCAAAUGUGAGACGAAAAAACCAAUUGAGGAAGCAACCAUGUCAUUUUGUGGUGCUUUUGGCUCAUGUGUCGAUUUGAGUACUCUUCAGGUCCUUUGCAUCGCAAGUGCAACAAACUGCGCAGUAGCUGCAUACAGACAUUGGGUCACAUUCAUGAAAAGUCCGUAAAUAAACGACACAUUUGGGAGUAAUUUAUGCGUAAAAUGGAGCUUAACGAAAACUUUCCGCCGGAUUCACAAACACUUCGUAUUCACCAGAUAUGGUAGUAAAACGUGUGUAUGUUAGUGAAUUCCAAAUGUUCGUAAAUAGAGCGCGCGUGCACGUUCAUUCACAAUUAUCGUAAUCCACACCCAUAAAUGCCAUAUAAGGAAGGCUACAUUCACAUUGUAAACUAUUGAUUCAGCAAACACUCAAAAGUUCUAAAAAGAAAGUGAAGAACUUACAGUCUUCGCAUGCUUCUGCUGUCAUCAGAGGUUCUUUUGAGAAUUAAACAGUCAAUAAAAAUUGUUUGACAUGAAGCUUUAGUGUAAAAAAUUUACAGUUCAUGCCGGCUAGGUUGUCCACCACCUGGUGGACAUGGUGACCACCAUUACCUUCUCUGGUUCAGUUGAGUGCAUCGCCAGCAUCAUUGGAGAUAUACUGUACUGUAACAGUGAUAUACCCUUGCAACAGGUAAAAUUAUCAAAUAAAUUGAUAGAAGGCCUGAAAAAAGGUCUUUGACAGAAACGCUGAUUUGCAAGCAUAUUACAGAUUUGCAAGCUAUACGACAGUGUGCAAGCUUUUUCUUCCAGUAAAUCAAAUGCAAACUGCAUCUUUCCAUGAACGUUUCACCCCAUACCAAGCGCUUCUGCUGAAAAAAAAAAAACGAUAAGCAGAGUUGGGAAAAAAACUUUACUUUUAAAAAUAAAUGCAUUUCAUGAAUAAGGCUCAUUGAAUGCAAACAUUAAAGUGUAUUGCCUUACAAGUCAUGCACUAUAGUGCAAGAGUUUAAUUGUCAUAAGGUAGUGUUGUGUGUGGAACAGGGCAAAAAUUACAUGUUUAUGAACUGAAAAUCUGCCGUUUUACUCAGGAUUUGUGUGAAAGUGAAUAAAAGUCAUUGUUGUAGCACCUCUAGUGUUCAUUUCACAAGGAAACUGCUGCGAAACAUUCGAGCCACGUAAAAAUUAUUUUGCAAAAAUGUAAGUAUAGCAACAUGAUUCUAUAAGACCAGGUUGCACAGAACAUUACAGACCUUUUACAAAGAUGUAUGUGAGAUGUGAUAGUGUCCUGAAAAUGUGUUCAGUAAGCACAGAUAAAAUAGUGCAGCUACCAUAGAGUUUUUGAUUCGUAUUAAAGCAAUAUUUCUUUUUUCAAAGAGUUUCAGUGUUUUAUGAGUAGUUUAUUGUUUCAUCCUUAAAUGAGCAGUAGCUACCCAUGUUUUUGUUAUUAGUAUUGUGUAAUUUAAAUAAUGGAUAAUUAACAGAAUACUUGUAAAUAUUAGGACUUUUCUAAGGGGUGAAAAUAAUUAUAAGAUAUAAUGUUAACAUCAGCAUGAAAUGGCAUUCUUAACCAUUUUACUUUACAAGUGAAACAGGGCGGGACUUCAUUUUAUCCAUCAGGAAUUGAUUGGUUUGUAAAAAGUGGGAAUUCCUUUUCAGACUGGAGCUUGACAUCAAUGUGAAUUUGCUAUAAGAAUGCCUAAAAAGCUAUUUGGCUAUUGGUUAACAUAAUCCAGUAUCCUGGGCGUCCUACUGUAGGUGACAUCAGAAGAAAGAAAAGUCGUUUUAGAAGUGGAGCAAGUUAUUAAAUUUUCCUGAAAGAUUACGAAGACUCUUUGAUUUACAUGCUCUGAUGAAUCCUGCACAGUAAGACAUGUAUGAUGUAAGUAAAAAGGGUUGAUUUUGAUCUCAUAUUGACUUUAAAAUGACACUACCUGGCACUACUAAUUUUCAAAGUGGGGUGGGGAAGUAGUAAAGUGCAUGGUUACAAUACAUGGUUUUCUGCUAAUAUGUUUGCUUAUAGAGACACUUUAAACCUUUAGACUUGAGUUAAAUGGAUUGAGCCAAUCAGAUUCCAGUAAAACAAUAUAGAAUACAGUGAUGGAGCAGCAUUGUAGCUUCAUCGUACAAGUCUGCUUAAUCUGCACUACUACUCGAACUGGAGUUCAGCAGAAUUGUUUCAAAAUAUUCAGUGUUGUGCCUUUCGAUUCUUGUUGUUCCUUUGGAGAAUGUCUGUUUUUAGAUUUAAUUCUUCAAGUAAAGCUUCCUGUUUGAAAUUGCAGUGUAAAGCACCCUCUUUUGACAGAUAUUUUGAACCAAAGUCUCCAUUUAGGUUCUAUUUUGAAGUCCACUACGUGGAUUGUUUUAGAACCAUCCAGCUACAUGAUAUUUAGUUGUCAUGGUCGAACAGUAUUUGCCAUCCAAAAGUAUAGCAAUAUCUAGAAUAAUAGUUCCUAUGUUCAAAAUGGGUGUAGUGAAUGUGUUGUCAUUUUUUGCCUUUGAUGAAAAAGAUCUUAUUGUGACUAUUUAAAAUUCUUUGCCAAGUCUUUCUUAUACAUUUAGAAGUGAAAGUUUUGUUAUACUGUAGUUGUUUUUCAGUGCAAAAUGUUUUCCAACAUGUAAUCACAAUAUCAAUUUUGUUAUAUUCAAUUUAAAACGCUGAGUUCCUUGCAUAAAAGGGAAAUAAAGCUCAUGCUC